Molecule: messenger RNA, 1716 nt
Organism: Tetrahymena thermophila SB210
Lineage: Eukaryota; Ciliophora; Oligohymenophorea; Hymenostomatida; Tetrahymenidae
Exons: 1
Source: RefSeq, a predicted model, not a curated record
AUAAAAAGAAAAAAAAAAAAACAAAUAAAUUUUUUAGUAAAUUAGAGAGAGGAAAAGAAAAUAUAAGAAAAUAUAAUUUCACAUAAAAAAUUAAAAUAAUACCAAAUAUUUACAAUAAGCAAAAAAAUGAACAGAUUGUAAGAUUUUGAUCUUAGAAGAUUCGAUCCUAAUCAAAGCAAAGAAUAGAUCUUAUAAUUUUAUCAAGAAAUUUCUUAAAAUUGCUAUAAAAAUUUAAGGGUCCUACGAUAAAAACCUAAUUUUGAUUACAAAGAAGACUUGGUAUUUUUAUAUUAUGGAAAUGAAACUCAAUUAGAUCUAUAAAAAAUAAAGAAAGAGUUGCUUUAUGAUUUUAGCACUAUGUGUUAGAGUAGUUGUUAAAUUAGAUCUUUAGAUGAUUUAAGAUAUGUCUAAUGCAGAUAAAAAUAGAGAAACAAUCUAUUGGCUAGAGUUGUUAAAAAUAAUUAUGAAAAGAGAUUUGUAAUUGUUCAUUUUUAUUAUGAAAAAAAAGAAAAAAAAUAAUUAAACUAUCUACAAAACGCUUAGAAAGAGGAUAAGCUUGUUGAUAAUUAAGUCGAUUUUGAACUUUUGGAAAAAGGAUAAUCAAAAGAAGAAAUUAAUCUAUUGUAUAAAACCACAUUUGACAAUAACUAAAAAACUACAAUUUAAUUACCAGAUGAAUUGCCUGAUGAUGCUUAAUAGUAAUUUAAGACAAUAUUAGAAUAUAAAACAAAUGCUUAAAGAUUAUAUUUAUAAUGUGAAAAUGUUAAAUAAAAUAAAAAUCAAGACAUAAAUUAAGAAGAAUAAAUAAGAAGAAGUGAAAGGAUUAAAACUUAAAAAACUAAUUCAAAUUCUAAUUAUGAAUUUGAUGAGGAUAAUGCUUACAAUAAAAAUAAACAUCUAAACCUUGAUUAAAAUACUGCUACAUUUGAGUAAAAUUUUGAAUAUGAAAUGAGCUCUGAUAUACUAACCAGUUCUUUUGAAGAAAAUUCCUACUAUGAUGAAGAUUUUAAUAUUUCUAAUUAAAGGCCAAAAAAAUGCAAUGAGUAAAAAAAAUAAAAUAAUAAAUCAAGUAGUGAUGAACACCAAAAAAAUGAUAAAGUAUAAAAAACUAAUUAAGAAUUAAAUUAGUUUGGGAAUAAAUAAUUUAUAGAUUAACAAUAAUAAUUGAAUAAUGAAGUUAGUUUUGAAAAGCAAAACUAUCCUUAACCACCUCUAUUAACAUAUUAAGGAUAGUCAGGAGGAGUUAAAUAAGCCAAAGAUAACAAAAAGAUAAUAAUCAAUUAAAAACGAAAUAUGUCAGUUAUGAAUAAUAGUUCAAGUUAAAGUGAGCCCUAACUAUAAAAAGAUAUGAGCAACUAUAAAUUAUUAGAAGAAAAUACGGCAAAGAAAAUGAAAACAGAAGAAAAUUUUAAUUAUUACAUAGAUCGAAAUAAAAGUUUGAUUGAAAUGAAUGUUAAUCAGUUUGAUUAAAAAUUAAACUUAAGUAUUCUAGGUCAAUAAAAUAAUCAAAAGGCUUAAGAAACUCAUCCUGAUAGUUUACACUAUGAUUAUAUAUUCAACUAAUUCUAAAAAUUCUAUCAAGAAGAAAUUCGUCUACUAAAUUAAAAACAUUAAUAAGCAGAUAAUUAAACAAUUUAAUACAAGUAGAAAAUCCUAAACUUAAUAAAAAAUAAACUAAAUGAUAUUUAACACUAUUUUAAAUAGUUAAAUAAUUGA